This is a messenger RNA of Pseudopodoces humilis (Tibetan ground-tit), 1941 nucleotides long. NCBI's taxonomy places the organism in Eukaryota, Metazoa, Chordata, Aves, Passeriformes, Paridae. The record is from RefSeq and is a predicted model, not a curated record.
AUGGCGAAGCUGCUGGUGCCGCUGGUGGUGCUGGGGGCCGUGUCCGGGGCGGGGGUCCCGGUGUCGCCGCCGUCGCCGCGGUGUCCCCCGCGCUGCCUGUGCCCCGCGGCCGCGCCCAGCCCGACGCUGCUGUGCGCCCGCACGGGGCUGCUGGCGGUGCCGCCCAGCCUGGACCGCGGCGCCGUGGAGCUGCGCCUCGCCGACAACUUCAUCGGCGCCGUGGGGCGCGCAGACUUCGCCAACAUGAGCAGCCUGGUGCACCUGACGCUGUCGCGGAACGGGCUCCGCCGCCUCGCCCCCGGCGCCUUCGCCGACCUGCGCGCCCUGCGAGCGCUGCACCUGGACGGGAACCGGCUGCCCGCGCUGAGCGGGCCGCAGCUCCGCGGGCUGGCCAGCCUGCGCCACCUCAUCCUGGCCAACAACCAGCUGGCCGCCAUCGACGCCGCCGCCUUCGCCGCCUUCGCCGCCACCGUGGAGGACCUGGACCUGUCGCACAACAACCUGCCCGCCCUGCCCUGGGACGCCGUGGCCGCCAUGGGCAGCCUGGCCACGCUGACGCUGGACCACAACCUGCUGGAGCGGGUCCCGGCGGGCGCCGUGGCGCGGCUGCCGCGCCUGGCCCGGCUCGACCUGACGGCCAACCGGCUGCGGGCGCUGCCGCCGGUGCCGGGGCCGCCGGGGCCGGCGCUGGCGGCCGGGGGGAACCCCUUGCACUGCAACUGCGAAUUGCUGUGGCUGCGCCGCGUGGCUCAGCCGGGCCGCCUGGAGACGUGCGCCACGCCGGCGCCGCUGGCCGGGCGGCUGCUGGGAGCCGUGCCCGAGGAGGAGCUGACCUGCCGGGCCCCCGCCGUCACCGCCGCCGCCGCGCACCCGCCCGCCGUCACCGAGGGGCAGCCGCUGCGCCUGGGCUGCGCCGCCGUCGGGGACCCGCCGCCCGCGCUGCACUGGCUGGGCCCCGACGGGCGCGUGGUGCAGAACGGCUCCCGGCGCUCGGUGGGCGCCGACGGCUCCCUGGAGCUCCGCGUGGCCACGCUGAGGGACCACGGCGGCUUCACCUGCGUGGCCGCCAACGCGGCGGGCGAGGCGGCGGCGCGCGUGGACGUGGUGGUGGUGCCGCUGCCGGUGCCGCGGGGACGGGACGGGAACGGGGAGGCCGCGGCUCCCGAGGCCGGGCCGGGGCCCUCGGAUAUGGCCCAGGCGGGCGGCAAUGACACCUGGGGGGGACCCGGGGAGCGGCGGGUGGUGGCGGCGGAGGUGACCGGGUCCUCGGCGCGCAUCCGGUGGCUGCCGCAGCGCCACGUGCCCGGCGUGCGCAUGGUGCAGAUCCAGUACAACAGCUCGGCCGACGACGCCCUCGUCUACAGGUUGUUGCCCCCCUCCAGCCGCACGUUCGUGCUGCGGGACUUGGUCCCCGGGCGCCUGUACGAGCUCUGCGUGUCCACGCUGCGCGUUCUCGGGGACCCCCCCGCCGCCCCCCGCCCGCUCGGCUGCGUCUCCUUCGCCACGGCCGCCGCUCCCCCGGGCUGCGCCGCGCCCCCCCGGCCCCACUUCUUGGGGGGCACCGUCAUCAUCGUCAUCGGCGCCGCCAUCGCCGCCUCCGUGCUCGUCUUCAUCCUCAUCCUCACGGCGCGCUGGAAGGCGGCGGGGGCGCGGCGCCCCCCGCCCGCGCUCACCAGCGUCUGCUCCCAGACCAACGGCGGUCCCCGGCCCGCCGAGACCCCCGAGCUGCCCCCGCUGCCCCCGCUGCCCCCGCCCGCGGCCGGGGGUCCCGUGGCUGGGGGGGCGCGGGGGUUGUUCCCCAGCCACAGCUACCCCCGGCGGGCGCGGCCCCGGCGCCACGGGUCCCUCCCGCGGCUGGACGCGCCCGAGGGGAGCCCCCUGGGACCCCCCCUGCGCCCCUCGUUCGGCAGCACCCACUGGAUGCUGGAGAGCACCGUCUGA